This is a messenger RNA of Fusarium fujikuroi IMI 58289, 1650 nucleotides long. RefSeq lists its product as uncharacterized. NCBI's taxonomy places the organism in Eukaryota, Fungi, Ascomycota, Sordariomycetes, Hypocreales, Nectriaceae. The record is from RefSeq and is a predicted model, not a curated record. Gene Ontology annotation, molecular function: protein binding. The transcript has a single exon. Bases 1 to 1650 code for a protein of 549 amino acids.
AUGAGUUUCCAUUCAUUGCCGCUUGAACUGACCGAACAUCUGUCGCUGUUCUGCGAGCCCCAAGACCUCUCACGCCUGUCCCGCGUCAAUCACGCGUUCCACGCUAUUUUCAACCCGGUCCUCUACCAGCGCAACGCCGCUGCAACUGGUCUACCUCCUUGCUAUCCAUGGACUCACGAACACGAUCCGCAGCAUUGUUGGACAUGCCCCGUCGACAAGGCCUUCAGGUCAUGCCUUCAUUGGGCCGUCAAUCAUGAUUCACUCUCUACGAUCAAGCUGGCCGUUGCUUAUGGCUCCGAUGUCAAUAAGAUCAACGACGUUGCCGAUUACAUCCCUUAUGAGGAAGACCCUGAUUCUAUUCCCAUUUGUGGGCGUAUCAAACGGGCGCAGCUUGGAACGCCACUGCAUCUUGCUAUCUUUCAGAAGCGCUUCGAGAUUGUGCGAUGGCUUCUUGAUAAUGGCGCCAGUACGGAUGUGUGGCCAGACACGCUCUGCAAUUGUCGAAAGUAUGGAAGAGUGGUGAAUAAGUAUGAAUGGCUGCCACUACACUAUGCCGUACGCCACAGCACCCAUGAGAUCCUUCAAUUGUUAUUGGAGCGAGACGUUAUUCACUCGGUGAUAUGUGAUGAUGGCAACAUCUCUGGGCUUCAUUGUGCUGUCGCAGAAUGCUCCCUUCCUGCGAUUGAUGCCUUUAUUCAGCAUAAGAGUUUCAGUCCUACUGACCGAGACGCUACGGGCCAGACACCACUUCAUUGGGUUAAACAUUGCAAAGACCAGGAGUUGGCCUGUGAGAUAGUUGAGAAGUUAGCCCGAUGGGGUGUCCCACUGGAUGCAGAAGCUGAAUCUCAGUGGGGAGAUUGGCAUGGAGGCACAGCGCUGAACAUGCUCAUCGGGAGGAGGAAGUUUGAGCCUGCGAUUAAACUACUGCAGCUUGGAGCCGAUCCUACGAUACAGCAGGACGAGAAUGGUUGCCUUCAUCUGCUGAGUAACUGCAUUGAUGGCCGUGACAGGGAAGACAUGUCCAGGUGUUCGCCGGAACGCGCGGAGAGGAAGAGAGAGGCCGGGUUGGAGUUACUGAGCCUCCUAAUCCAAAAGGGAAUUGACCCAGGCAAACCCCGUAAACUGGACAGACCCCAUGAUCUCGAUGAUCCCGAACUCGAUGACCCAAGACCAUUAUUAUCAGCACUCCUCAUGUCCGACGCGCGAUGCCUACAAAUUCUUCUCGACGCUGGAGGAAUGGCCCGCGAAGCAAUCUACGAGAACAAUCAUGAUAAUCUCCUCCGAGACUUUUUCGAAUUGAUGCUUGAUGCCGUGCAAGAGGGCACAUCUUUUCUAGAAGCGAGAGGCGAGACUGAGUCGCGCAAAGAGUCUCUGUGUUUGCUCCUCAAGGGAGGGGCGCGAAUAGACUCAAGAGACGGUGAAUACUCAGCGUUGAGCCAGGCGUGUCAGAUUGAACAGGGGAUCGGGAUAGUUGACCUUCUGGUAGAGAAUGCGACUACUAGGAAUGCGGAGGCGGAAUAUGUUAUUGCUUUGAGGGAUAGAUAUAGGCCGGAUAAACCUGUAUGGGGGAAAUUGGAUCAGUUCUAUAAGAAGUUGAUCGCUGAGAAGAAACAGUGCGAAGAAAUCCAGGGCACCGAGGAAUCAGAAUGA